This is a messenger RNA of Carcharodon carcharias (great white shark), 4468 nucleotides long. Its product is annotated as SLAM family member 9-like. Bases 888 to 2072 code for a protein of 394 amino acids. NCBI's taxonomy places the organism in Eukaryota, Metazoa, Chordata, Chondrichthyes, Lamniformes, Lamnidae. The record is from RefSeq and is a predicted model, not a curated record. The transcript is spliced from 12 exons.
CAGCUGGUCCUUUGGAGCUGCGGGAGUCUCAGUUUAUAUAGUGGAACUGUUCAGGUCAGGCAGCGUGUGUGCUGAGAAAAAGCAGUCAGCAGGUCAAUGACCUUUCACCAGAACUGAGAAAGGGUCAAAAUCGAAUAGACCGAGAGCAAGUGGAGGGGAAGAAUAAAUUGAGCGGUGUGUGAUAGGGUAGAGGACAGCAGAGAGGAAUUACAAACAUUUCCUGGUUUGAAAACCAGGUAAUGAAUGAUAUAAAGGAGCAAUGUCGUCCCAGCUUUCAGGAGCUGCAUUGAUCUAACCCCGAGAUACUGAGCUCGAAACAUUAACUCUGUUCCUCUCCGCAGAUGCUGCCAGACCUGCUGAGUUUUUUUUAUUUUUAAUUUUGUUUUGGAUUUCCAGCUUCCGCAGUAAAAAAAAACUUUUUAUACAGAGCAGCAUAAUCGUCAUGGGCGUGGAUUUUCUUAAUAUUUCUAAGGAUUGAUCGCAAGAGGCAGUGAAGUGCAAUCGGCAGCUUCCUCUCUCUGGCUUCACGCUUUGCAUGGAGGAGACGGAGAGGCGUGGUCAGAAGAUCAAGGAGCCACUUGGAUCAUGUCCGCCACCAACUUCUGCACGUUUAUCCAAGCCGCUCUGCUUUUGGGACUUGAUGCUGUCGCAGUUUCGGCUUCAGUCAAGGCAGGUCGUAUAACCAGCAGCUGAUCAAAAUUUCAUGAAUUGGCCAAAGUUCAAACUGCACCCUCUGAAGCAAACAUGAACCUACAGCUUUCUGACUCCAAGCUCAAUCAGAAACCCAGAAUCCGAGCAAGUCGGUUGUUGGAGCCGUUGGGUCUUCCGUUUUGUUGCCUGGAUUCAGUGAUGAAGAUUAUAAAAAUGUUGAUCAUGUCAGGUGGGCAAUGUCAGGAAGGCAAAUUCUCAACUACUACACUGUGACACAAAUACCCACCUUCACUGACUUGUAUAGGAAUCGAUGCACCUUCUACUCUGUCAAUGGAUCACUGCUGUUGAAAAAUAUAACACUGAAGGACAAUGGACUAUACAUGGCGCAAGUUAAUUUAAAUGCUAACAGGAGCAAAUUGAUCAAAUUAAACAUCUUCGAACCACUGUCAGAACCUUUGAUCUUCAGUAAUUCCAGCUUCGUCGAUACCAGCAUUGCAUUUGUCUGUCAAGUAUCGGCGGGGAAAACGAGUUCCAUUCUGUGGUGGAAAGAUGACAAUGUGAUAACCAAUGGCCAACGUUAUCAGUUGGCAGAAGACAACAGGACAAUGGUUAUUUAUAAUGCCAUAAAGUCAGAUUGUGGGGUAUACACUUGCACUGCGGAGAAUGCUGUUAGCAAGAAGAACGUUUCACAUUCGCUCGCUAUUUAUGGUCUUCCACCUCUGAUUCAUCGCACAAUGGUAUUGUCCAUUGUUGCACUGAUUUUUGCGACUGCGAUCAUCUUUGGCAUAAUACUUUUAUGUUUACACAAAGACAGGAAAAAUAUAAGUAUUGAUUUUCAUGGAAACGCACUACUAUCCUUACAGUUUGCCGCAAUGAUUUCGCUUGUCAUCCUUUUUGCUGCCGUUAUGUUUUGGCUACUAUCUGAAGGAAUUUCUGUAAUUACAGUGAUUACAUUGGUGAUUUUGUGCUUACUGCUAAUAUUCAACGUAUUAUCAACAUGCAGUAUGAAUGACUGGGUCAUGAAAAGGUUCAAAGAUAUCUUGAAUUCUACAUUUUGUCGUGUCAUGCUAGAUGUAGUAACACCAAUGAGUGGAAUCAUUGUGAUGUUAGCAUCAAUUGUUCUGCUCGUGGAAACCAUGAGCCAUGCUGAUAAAGGAUGUGAAGCAUCACCUGGUCUACAUUUAAGCAUCUCGUUUGCUGUGGGAAUACCAAUCGUUGUUUCUUUAUCAGUCUUUGUCAUUUAUGUCCAAAAAUACAGAAAACAGAGGCAAAAUCAAGAAGCCACACCUGCGAAUCCAUGUGAAGAAGCUCAAGGCCACUCUGAGACAUCUGAGGCAAUGCCACUGCAAGCAACAGCAUCUGAAGGAGACGGGGUAAAUCCGAGAAAUGCUGUUAAUGGGGAGGAAUCAUGUCAAAACUAGCAGCACUAUCAGCAGCAAGGAAGCAUCCCAAAUCCAGGAAUGCCAUCCCCGGAAAGAAACAGUCAGAAAGGAAGCAUUCCAAGAUCUAGGACCACUAAUGCCAGGAUGGAAGCAUCCCAAAUCAAGGAGCACUAUUGCCGGAAAGGAACCAUCCCAAAUCUAGGAACAUUAAUCUUGGGAAGGAGCCAUGCUGUUGCCCCCUCUGUGCUGUUUCCACCUCAUUUUAUACCAAGCUCAGCCUCCAUUCACUGACAACUUUAUUUACUCCUGCUUUGCACUUUCAACUUCUGCUGUUUCCAAAAUAUUUCAACUGUCGUGUGUGCAGAUGUUAAGCAGGACACUUCCUCCACUGGUCUUGGUGCUGUCAUAUUGGGCCACACCUCUAGCCAAUGGAUCCUCUCCAGCUGAACUCCUCGUAUGCUGCCAUUUUAAAUGAAAGCAGGCUCCCCCUUUCACCUGCGAGCCGAUGCCAGUCGCGGAGUGAGAGUUUUGAUGCCAGGCCAGCGAGUGUGGAUCCAGGACCAAAAAGCCAAAUGCCUCUUUCUCACUGGCACUCAGCACCCAUGUACAUAUUUGGUCUGGCCGCUAUUUGGUGUUAUCCGAAGAAACUGAUGAGCUCUCAUCAGGCUCACACCCACCAGGCCGCAGGGUUUUGACUACGACUAGGUGUGGACCACAGACCCUCAAGAUUCGCCAAACCCCACUCCCAGACCUCUGACUCCAUGGUGCAGUCACACUUGGGAAGAAAAGUGAAGGCUCCCCCGAGACUCUGUCUAUAUGGGCGUUUGGGUGGGGGGAGGGGGUUAGUGAUGUAAAUAGCUCAAAAACAAACCUCAUGUAAAUAGUCAAAUAUAUAGUUUUAUAUUGUUGUUAGGAAGCAUACUUGGGGGGAGGCAUAGUAUAAAUGGUUAACAGAAUGGAUAUGCCAAUCUACGAGGUACAUGCUGAUGUAGCCCUGACAUUAGGCAGUCAUGUACUGGGUGCUGUAGGCAGUGGACAGGUAACUCUGAUGGGACAUGUGCCUUCCCUGUAACACAGGCACAUACUGUCAGUACUGUAAAGAAACUAGUUUUUAAGUAAGAAGGCCCACAGCUCUUCCUUAUAAGGUUCCUAGUUUAGCACAUUCCACAACAUUAAGUGCAACAGCUCUCUCAAAGGCAAAUCUGCCAGGCACGGGUCAAGCAGAUAUAAAAACAAAAAAACUGCGGAUGCUGGAAAUCCAAACAAAAACAGAAUUACCUGGAAAAACUCAGCAGGUCUGGCAGCAUCGGCAAGCAGAGGUCACUUAGCUGGCCUGGGCACUUUUUCCAGAUGGGAAAAAAAAUGAAGGGACACUUUGGCAUGGGGUAUGGUACAAGCAGGCAGGGAGGGAGCGCUGACGAACUUGUGGGGGUGGAGGGCUGCUGCUGGUGAACCUCAGAUCCGGCAGCCGGGAGCGCAACCAUGUAGAUGCGCAAUGCGCAUGUGCAAAAUUUAAAGACCUGAAUUACUUGGAAUACAGCGUCUCAGCAACAUAAACCUGGGACACGGGACAAUUGCUUCAAUUACCGGAUGAUACUGUAAAAUCUGGGGAGGUUGGCGAACCUGCACCAAAAGCUCCACUUCAAGGAUGCUUGCAAGUGUGGAAUGAAAGCCUGAAACAUCGAUUCUUGCUCCUGGGAGACACUAGCUGACCACAGAGGAAGUUACGAUGUGAGACGAUCAGUGGUUAUAGUGGCUUGGCAACAUUGAAAAAAAAAGAACCGGCAGUGACGCCUGAUAACCAUUUCAGAGCCACUUGUGGUAGGACCUGUCUCUCAUGGAUUUGUCCCUUCAGCCAACAAAAAAAGUGAAUCAAAGGAAGGCUUCCCACCCCCAACGGAUUUACAUCAACAACCUACGGAGAUGGAAGGAGGCUGCGGAUGACCUUUAAGUGUGCACAUCCUGCCCCAUUUGAACGGCUGACCAGAUGUAUUCCACAUGCACCCUCCCCCCGCCCCCCAUUUGGCUGACUCUUGGCACAGGACUGCUUUGAGCAGACAGCUUAUCUAAUAAAUAUUCAUUACAACAGGCAGUCAGACCAAUGUUGAACAAAUAUCCAACAAAGUUCAAUUUAGUCUUAAUCAAAUGGAGCACCUAAUGCUUCAGAUUGGAUUUUAGUGUUAAUAAGGCAACCUGAAAAUCCAGAAUCAGGAUUGCAGUGUCUAUAGGCAUAAACCUAUUUUAAAAAAAUUAAAGAGCAAUGUGGUAGAAGUUCCCCUGUGUCCCCUCCAGCUGUAAAGUGUUGAGAAACCCUAGCCUGCAUUGUUUUGGCUCAGGUUCAGCAAGACUUUAACUUCAAUAUCAAAUACAUUAAAAUAAAGCCCAGUGGAGCACUGUUUAACAAGACUUGUGCAUUCAUUAAAUACAUUUGUGCA